GGGACGACGACGACGAAGUGCGUGUUCUGUGUGUGUGUGCCGUCGAAGCCGUGAUCGUAGCGUCCAGGCCACCUGCGAGUGGACACGGCCGCCGGGCGGGAGGAGUGCGGGCGAUGCCGCCGCGGGGACUGCGGACCGCGUGCUGUCCGCAGCGGCCGUGCCUCGGGCUGCCGGCGCCGGCGCCGCCGCCGCGGCUUCUACCUCGAGCUGCUGCAGCGACGCGUCGUUCCAUCGCCGCGCCGAGGCUCGCCAUUGACGACGACGAGCUUCGAUACGCCGCUCGACGGCUGCGUUCCUGAGGCUUUCCGGCGCUGCUCUGUGUGCUGCUGCCGUCGCCGAUGAAGCGGUUGUAUGCCGUGCGCCCUGCGGCGCGCACGGUGUGGUACGUGUGGUGGGGUUCGUACGCGCGCGAUCGCCGGUGCUGCGUCCAUUCCUUCGUUCUGUGUCCGCUACUUAGCGCUGAUGCUGAGCGCCACUCGGGUUCGUCGUUUCUCAUUAGCGACCUUUAGCGUGACUGUGUAGUCUCGGAAGUCGGGCGUGACGGGCGCCCGAGUGAAGCCCGCCGAGAGACGACCAUUUGUGGUGACGACGUUCUGGUGCUGCAUGUUGUGCGACGUCAAGGCGAACUGCGAGUGCCGCACGAAGAAACGCGCCUUCGGACGUGAGCGCGAGGUUUCUCCAAUAAUCCUUUCAGGAGUACGCCGUGUUCACCCUCAUGUAUGUCUGUCACACAGCUCUCAUUUAACGAGCAAGACUUGCGGACAGCAGCGCCUGACUCGUUUUGUCGCCGUGUGUCAGAGGAAACACGAGUGCUGUGUGCCUUUUGACGUCUUCCUCACAGCAUCAAUUGGUGAUAAAAGCGCGGCGCCGUCGACAAAAAACGCUACAGGCUACGUGUGCUCUCUCCGAUGAUGGUUUGUCGUAACACUGGUCACGUCCUCUACAGUGCAUUCUAUACGAACUCUGCGAAGCUAAUUGUCUCGCGUCAUGUUAGCGCAGUGGGCGCCACGUAUAAGGACUACACCUCAACUAAGCUAGUAUAAUUUCUGUAGUUAAUUGCGUAUCGCGACAAAAACGGUGCGAGCACUCGGUGGUGAAUAUGCGUGGGUUCUGCAUUGUUUAACGGUACUUGUGCAGACGAUGGUGUCAGCGUGAGCUAUGCGGAAUUUCCAUCGCAUACGACGCCCCGUUGGACACCCGACUUUCUGAAAGGCCCAAAGCGUUUCGCACGUUGCUUAUCCUGCUAUAAGCGUCAUCUGAUAUCGUUGGUCGACCGCGGUCACGUGAUCGGCGUAAAACGUGUGACACACUUCCCAAGAGGCGCUCUUGUGACGGUGCCGAACCGGUCUCGGAUUUACAACUGGCCGCCGGUGUGUGCGAUGUGUGCCCGGGACGACUCCGGCCUUCCUAGACAUGAUCAAGGGUCUCUUCAAGCGAAGACGUGCCCGGCCCGGACUGCAGCCGUUCUGUAAUGCCCAAGUAUACGCCUCUGGGAUCUGCCGACUCCAACUACAGCCAGCCGUCGUCCGACCUCUCGCUCGACGAAACUCGCGAAAAGCAACGUGCUGACAGAGAGAACAAGGCAUUGGCACAGUUGCGGGCGGCAAGGGAGAAAGUGGUAGCAUUUACGGUACGAACUAAUAUGGCAUAUGAUGGAAGUUUGGACGAUGAUUCACCUGUUCAUGGCUACGCUAUCUCAUUUGGAGUCAGGGACUAUCUUCAGAUCCUGGAGAAAUUCAACAAUGACUGGUGGGUGGGCCGUCUCAUGAAAGAGGGCUGUGACAUGGGCUUCAUUCCUAGUCCAGCCAAACUGGAAAACCUAAUUCUACAGCAAACGCAAACACGCAGCAGUAAAUUACAUUCAAGGGGUUCAACGCCACCUACUCCUGACCAGAAUGGUUUGGAAAGCAAUGUUGAAGAAAGCGACAGUCCCGGCAACACGAAGCUUGGUCGGGGUGUCAUCACCACCCUCCCUGCCAAGGAAAAACGGAAACCAUUCUUUAAAAAGACGGAAAGCCUGAGCCCAUAUGACGUAGUGCCUUCAGUGAGACCAGUGGUUCUGGUUGGGCCCUCUCUCAAGGGUUACGAGGUGACAGACAUGAUGCAGAAGGCGUUGUUCGAUUUUCUUAAGCACCGCUUUGAAGGCAGAAUCAUAAUAACUCGGGUGACUGCAGACAUAUCACUGGCAAAGCGCUCUGCCGUCAACAAUGCCGGUAAACGUGCACUUAUGGAACGCUCAAACAGCCGAACAAGCUGCCUAGCGGAGGUGCAACAAGAAAUCGAACGAAUAUUCGAACUGGCACGGACGCUGCAACUGGUUGUCCUUGAUUGUGAUACCAUAAACCACCCCUCUCAGUUGGCCAAAACGUCACUAGCACCCAUCAUUGUGUAUGUCAAAAUAUCCUCACCAAAGGUCCUUCAACGCCUGAUCAAGUCUAGAGGCAAAUCACAGAGCCGGAAUCUCAACGUACAGAUGGUGGCUGCAGAAAAAUUGGCACAAUGUCCACCUGAAAUGUUUGAUGUGAUUCUGGAUGAGAACCAGCUGGAGGAGGCGUGUGAACACCUGGCCGAGUUCCUGGAGACUUACUGGCGGGCUGCACAUGACAACCUGCCUGAGAACUAUGCCCAGCUCAUCCUUAACACCCCCUGUGCGGGCAUGCUGCCAGAUCUCAACCAGGAGUCCCUCGCUAGCCACCGCACCACUCACCCCAAGAGCAUCGAGGCCGAAAAGACAUCCAAGGAGCAGGGCCGAGAGACGGACGAAGAGCUAGAGUCCCUGUCUCACCACCGUGGCCACCACUACCAACAGCAGCAGCAGCAGCAGCAGCAGCCAACAUCACACCAUGAGGCCAUGCCCCACAGCAGUUCCUCACAAGGGGUGGCAUCCAGCCGGCACUCGGCAGGCACUGCGGCCACACACAGCACUACAGCGCAGCUGCACUCACGACCACGGUCACACCACCAUAGCUCGUAUUCUGAGAGGCGACUACCCAGACAACCAGGAGAGGUUUCUUCUCCGGAAGGGGACCUGUUUUCGGCAAGCUGUCGUGGGGAUGACAUGUACCCAGUGCAUGAUGACGACGACGAUCCCGACUACUACGGCGACACGCGUAUGCACCCGCCACCACCAGUCAUGGCCACCUCAUACCGUGGGGCCGGGAGUAGCAAUUUCGAUGAGUGGGAUGAUGCUCCCGAUCCGUACCUUGAGGACCUAUCACCACCGCCUCCGCACCUUCGGCAUCACCACCUUCCACACUCUGUGGCAGCACAGCGACGGCACCACCAUCACGGCCACCAUGCCUCCGAGUACGAUCGUGAUGAGUGCGAUGACGACCGCAACUAUCGGGGUGGGGGCAGCGGCAGUGGUGAGACGGGUCUCCACAGAGGACAGAAGUACCCCGUCAAUGUGCUCUAGCAGAGACUUUGCCCUCCUUGAGUCUUGGCUUUUUGACGGUAUCACAUUGUCACUGCAGUUGGGUGGUGGCAACGAUGCUUGGGCUCCAUGAUGUGCCAUGGCUUGGCAGCCACUGGCAGGGCUAGCGCAAUGUCGGUGCUUUCUUGCUAGCUGUGUAUCCUCUCUAAAGCACAGUUGCCACUUUGUGCAGCCGACUGUCGCAUUCUAUGACAAAGCCAGCCCCAAACAGCACGGGCAGGUCACAGGCUUGGCUGCCAUUGCCACGAUGGCUCUUCCUCGGGCAGCAGCGUUAUGCACCUGUACAGCCCAUGCGAGGCCCCCCUUAACAUCCUGCCUUUUUCAACAGCAAGCGGUUGACGUCUUUCGUGAGCAAAAAAGAAACCGCGUGGUUGUGCCACAGGACCUGAGCACGGUCCUCUCCCCCCACCCCUCCCCUGCCUCCCCCAAAGUGCAACACUCCUGCAUUUGUAAUCAAGAGAUGAUGGGAGAGAACAGAUCUCUCCACUGCAACUCUUUCAGCAAGCUCGCCUUACGCGUCCACAACCACCAUUCUGCUGCUCAAUGCAAAAUGCUUUUUUCGAGCGUCUUGCUGCGACACUGUACUGUCCACUGCAAGGAUUGUCAUGUACACUUUCAGGAUACUGGGACAUUCCUUGCAAGUGCUUUUGAAGCCCUUCUGCGAUUUUUCACUGGCCAUGGAUGGCGAUUCUCUGAGAGUGAACAUUUCUCACCACCGAGAAACCGUGAAGAAUGUAGGCCUUCAGCUUAGCUCUACUGUUUGCACCUUUCUAGUUCCUUAGUUUCUGGCAUCCUUUGCUGUGAAGCAGCAAAUAUUUAGGUCAAAGGCCAUCACAGCUUACUCUGUGCCAGGUAGCAGUUUUUUUAUUCUUGUUUAGAUAUGUGCCGACUACAGUUCUUGGGGGCUAAGAAUUACCUGUGGACACUUGAACUAAGUGACUUGAGACCUUACGUAUGCCAGGGGAUUCCCACACAUUCAGGGAGUUUUGUUUCUGUUGCAAUUUCUGUACAUUAGAUAUGUUCCUUUUGUCAAGGAACAUGCUUUCCUAGCAACAGCUACGGCUUUUCUUGCUUAGAUUUUGUGUGGAAGGUUUUAGAAAAAGUUUCUAGGUGUUUUAACAUUGUUUUUAAUUUUGAAUUGCAUGUUGUCUCCACUUUUUUAUUAUGACUGUUUUUAUUGGAAUCACAAUGUCACCAGUGCCUGUUAGGCAAAUGUUGUGACUGUCAUGCCAUAAAUUAUGUGCUGUUUUAAAUCCAUCAUUUCGCCAAACACACAUUUUACUGAAUUUAAUAUUGUUUAAGUUAAGCUUAUAUCUCGAGACAAAUGUUUUUGUAGAUUCAACAAGACAGCAGAGCCUUGUGGUUUGAUAUUUAAGGUUGGUGAUCUAUUACAAUUUAGGUAAUGCUGCUAGGUGGAAGAAUGUACCACAUAUGCUGAUUUGAGACCUUUACUUAUGGUGUUAUUCAGGUGCUGCUGCUGUUUUCUUGAGCCCUAUUCUGUACCUUUUGUUCAUCAGCUAUUUACACUGCAAAGCCUGAAAAUUACAAUUAUAUACAUAUAUUUUGUUUUAAAUUAGGAGUGCCUAAUUAUGUUGCAGCAUUGGACUCAAACUUGAGCUUCUUUUAUCAGUCUUUCAGUUAAGGUCAUAAUAAAUUUUUUAAAAGUUGGACACUUGUAACGUUUUUCAUCACAGUUAUGUGCCUGUAACUUAUAAAACUAUCAGCAUUAUGUCGAGUUGCCUCUCUGGAUGGGAGUACUUCUCAGCAGCCAUCUUUUAAUGCUCAACAAAUAGUGUUGGUUUGUGUUUUCAAAUCAAGUUAAAUUCUGUAGCCAUCAGAAUUCUUGGUUUAGAAGUUAUGCAAGCCUAAACUUUCUGAAGUUAGCUUCAUAACUAGUCUUUUCACAGUGCAUUUAGGUCGUGUAGGCCAUCUCGGAUAAUGCACAUUUGUGGGAAGCGACGUGGUUUUUGACAAGUCAUGGAAAGCAUAGCAGUGCUGUGUUGAGCGCAGGAACAGACUUUAGAGGUAGCACAUCACAUUUUCUAAGCUCAUUGCAUACCCUUCAUAUUUGCUUUUAUUCAAGAUAACCUUGGGGACCCCCAUGAUCAACUUUGCAGAAAGCAAGCCAAGAUUUUUAUGGAAUGAUUUGUUGUUUUUUGGUUGCCAUUGGUCUCCAGACUAUAAAAUUUUAUUUUUUAUGUCUCCUAGUUUGGCAUUACUGUUAAAAGUAUCUUAGUGCAAGCUUCAAGACAAACACAGGGCACCCAAAAACAAGCACUACCCUUAAUGGCAACAUUUUAUUGGUCAGCCGAGUUUGUUUUGUGGUAGAUGCUUAGGUGUGUCUAUGCACACAGUUUUUAUUGUUUCUCUACAUUUAGUAUUGUACAAACAUGUUUGAACAGCUGUUUUGUCAUGGCUCUUAUCAGCCUUUCAUUUGUUUCAUUUGAUGAAUAUUUGCAUGUGGUGCACGUGCACAUCUUCCAUGUGUUGCCGGUACAGUUGACCUUCAUUGAUUCAAUUACUACUGGAUGUGCAGAAUUGGUUCAAAUUACGAGAAGCCUAAAUGACAUGCAUAUAUCAAGCCUAAGUUCUUACUUUUUAUAUCUUGAUCACUGCUGAACGAAAAGCAAAAUUUGACGAUGUCAGAUAAAUGAAGGUUGACUCCAUGCUUGCACUAGUUUAUCCUUAAAUAUAUACUUUGCCUUUUUGAUGUGAAAGCAUCAAAUGGCUCAGUGAGUGAAAAAGCUAGGAUCCGAAGUCUGUAGCAGCCUAAAUUCCCAUUGGUUCUGACACCACAGCUUGAGCGCGCCUCGACGGAGCAGAGCGAGCGAAACGGAACGCCAGCGCGCCAGGUGUUGUGUGAGGCAACAGGGCAUCGCCUCAAUGCUAUGUCACCUUCAAUCUUGUUCUCAGAAGCCUGUGUUAUCAGCGCAUUCCUUGUCCACACAAGCACUUGCCUGCAUUCUAACUGCACCUCGGUAAGGCCAAAUCAAAAUACGCCAUGCGUCUCAACGCACUUGCUCCCGUGAGGAGUUCAUAAUUCAAAGGGCCACUCAGCGGUGUUCAAUUGGAAAUUAAUGCUUUUGCAUUCACAACUCGUAAGAAGUGCUUAGGUGUCCUUGGAUAUUGUAUUGGUAGGCUUCUGUGAUCUUUUCAUUUUUACAGCAAUUUUUUUUGCUUAUUGUGCAAUUUAAUGCUGGACCAUUUCACUUGCUUAUAAGAUUGAUCAUGCUGUUAAGAGCCUUGAAGGCGCUGUGUUUAAAUGGCUGUGAUUCUGUUGUUUGUGGUGCCAUGUUACCAGAUGCCAUGAAGUAGCCCAUAAAAGAAUGUUAUUGAAUUCCUUCUGUGUGUAAGCACUUAGUCCAGUAUUGAUGCAGUCCUGAUUGCAUGGAGGUUACAAACUUUACUGCUACGAAUGAUAGUGUUUGUGCACAGGUAUACCUACAGACGUGCCACCUGUAUGCCUGAGAUGCACCUAGACAGAAGUGCGUUAAUGAAAUUGCUGCACAGUAUAUAUAUAUAUGUAUAUUACCAACUGUAGCUGGAGGGACAUGAACAGGAUUGCCCUGUGGCAACACUUUGUCUGUUGAAGCUGCCUUACAACUGCGACUCUGUGACAGAGACUGACUGCUCAUGUUAGGUGAGCCCAAAGAGAGUCAAAGCAAGAACAGUGUGAUGUUUUUUUGAUAAAGCUCUGCUAUCCUUGCCUCUGCAUUCUAAUGUCAAUACCUAUUAUAACUGGUUGCUGGACACUCACAAUUGCUGCACUUGUGCUCGACACGGUUUUAGCUCCGCCCACUAAGCCUUCAUUUCUGGAUUUCAAGUGAAAGCGAUCACUUGGGAGACUUUAGAGAGUAAUAGCGGCAACAUCUCAAGGAGCCAGCCGGAGACGUUGACUUGCCACCUGUGAAGCACAUGUGGUGCCAGUUUACAUAAAUAGUGUUUCAUAAAAACUUUGUAAGCAUCCUUUGUGGUGUCCUGGCUUCAUUCAAGGAAAGCAGCAUGCACUUGAGACCAAGGUACAGCUCUUGGACAUUAACAGCAUUUUGCAGUAUGGAAGUGCAGUUGUACAUCCUAUGGUGGCACGUCUGCACAUGAUGAAUCCACAUGCCAAUUAAUUUUUCUUUUGGGCAUCAAUUUAUCUAAUCAAGAAGAAAAUUUCACUCCUAGAUACGAAAUUUGAGCAGCACAAGAGGGUGACAAUAACUGAUGAACAUGAAAUACAGUUUUCUGACUGGCUUAAUGCUCGUUUACUUACUUCAGUUUCAAUACAACUGUGGCUGCAUUUUUAGUCUUGUUGCACAAAACCGGACUCUAAUCACAUAGCAAGCUUGCUUUGAUGUUUUAUGACACAUCUUGCUUCAAAGUCAUAAGCUUCAUUAUAUGAGCUGCUUCUUAGAAUCAAAACGGCUACUGAUGAGCCGCACAUUCUGCUGCUUUUAUGCUGAAUAUGUGUAUCUUUGAUUAGGCACCGAACUUUAUAGUUUACUGGUGUGAAUAAGUUAAUUUUUUAUUCUUUACCUUUAGGGAUCCCUUUAACAAGGCUUAUGUUCAAAACAGCUUCCUUUUGCUUAAAUAUAGUGUGUUAAUUGCACAUCAUUGCCUUGUAAGCUAGCCUUGCAACACUACAAUCCCUUCAUGAAAAUGUGUAAAUUUAUGCGGCUCAUUCUGAAUUCCCUACAGUAAAGCAUAGACCUCUUUACUGUUUUUUCAGACAUGUUUUUUAAAUGGUGUAAAAGACAGUUGUGAGUACUUUGUUAGGAUGACCUUUUAAGUUUUUGUCUAUGCAAAAUCUAGCGUUGUAAUCAAGGCAGUGAGGAUUGUGUGAAGGAAAAUGUCUUUGUCUGGAGAAAUAUGCUUAUAACCAUUUUCUUUUUUUUUUACUUUUGGGGAGUGUAAUAAGGUGAAAUAAUGCACACGGAGUUGGUCGCUGAGCAACUGAAAGGACAUGUAUUGUGGGUACAGCAGCAGUUGCAGUUGUUAAAUUAAUGGUUAAAAGAAAGUUGGUGCUAGUAAUUGCCAACUUGGCAUUAAGUGCAACUUUCUAAACAUCUUUUUGAUGUCUGCCUGCACAACUGCAAAUGUUGGAUAGACCAGCCUCAAGCGGCUAUAUGAAACACUUUUUGUUUCUUACCUGCCAAGAGCAAAGUUAUGUGGAUGAGAGUGCCAUCUGCUUCCCUUUCAUUUUCAAGUGGCAUGAACUAGACUGUUCAACAGAGGGCUAGCUGCUUUGGUUUGUGACAAAACCACGUGUACUUACAAUGUUAUGUAUACAGAUGAGUUGCAUGUACAGUUGUAACAAUUACAUGACAGGCAAGGAUGCCCAUUGUUUUCAUUUGCAUUGCAGAAAUGGCUUGCCACAAUUGUAAACAUGGUGUGCAAAACCUUUAAGCACUUUAUCUUCUGUCAUUGCUACUGUUAUGUGGACACAUAUUGUUUGGUGACUUGCAGAGCAACUCACUAUAGUAGAACCUUGUGAUAGUGACCCUGUGGACAGUAAAACUCUGCUUGAAGUAAAAACAGGCACCAAUCGUGUGUACAUUUUUAUGCUCUCUAUGGUGAAAUGUCUCUGUGUAUUAAACUGCCAAAUCUAGCAAACCUGUUGCAGUGAGCAACUUUUGCCCUGCUGAUACACAAAAACAUACCUCCUCAGAGGGACCAUUAUGUUGACAUCCAUACUUUAGUUGCAUAAAACAUGAAGUAUGGUGUACUUUUCAUAUGUGGCUUAGCAUAUUUUGAGCAUACGUGUGUGCUUGACGUGCAAUAUCUGUUGAUGGGCUAAUAAGCAUAUGCUUUUUCAUUUUUGAGGCAAUCUUCUUGGUUGGAGUAAUGCUUGUCGAGUGGCUCACUCGUUCAUCAUGGGCAAACUAUAACAUGGUUCUACUGUGCACUGUCGCCAUUGCAGAGCUUAGUCUUGUUUUUCUAAGGACUGCAAAAAGUUGCUGCCUGCUUAAUGAAUUUUUAUCCUGAGUUAAUGGAUAUAUACUUGGGACAUGCAACUGUAAAAAAAAAACUAAGUGCUUGAGGUUGAAGCAAAAGAGAUUGUUUCGCCUAUGACAGCUAAGUCACUCAUGGUGUCAGGAGCACAAAAAACUUGCUCAGGACAUCACAGCCUUUCCAAGGAUGCAGAGAUGUGACACAAAUGUAACAUCGACCUAAACUUUGUAGCAAUGCAUACACGACUGUAACAGCCUUUAGCACUGAUAGUCCUUUCAUUGUCUAACUGGUGUUUACACGUGGCAUUUCUUUUACAUUUUCCUAGCGCACACCAUAUGUAGACACAGGGCAUCAUCAUGUCUCACAUUCUUUUUUUAAGCUUCACUGGCGACGAUGAAGCUGCGCUGAGAAGCAAGUGCAGGCCUCUUGCUUUUCCAUGUAGUCUCCCCUCUCGCCCAGGCAUGCUAGCAAAAGUGAGCACUGACCGCCAUGGUCUCUGGUAUGCACUCAUGCUGAGCUAGCUGCUAGAACUGUACCUGCUGACCUCAGUGACUUUCUUCUUCUCCUGGGGACUUUAUCUGUACACACGCGGUGGCCCUUCGUGGCACUGGGACCCUGACCGUUCAUCGAACAACCAGCCUCAAAUGUUUUUGUCUCCUGCGCUUUUCUCUCUCUUGUUAUGUCCAGUCACAACUGACCCACAGUGUGUACAUGUAUACAUCAGGCUCUUUGAGUGCUCUGGUCUAUAUGUUCUUUUGUGGGACUUGGUAGUUCUUUUCCUGCCUGUUCACUUGUGCGUGUUGAAUUUCCUCGGGCACACUGAGUGCCAUGCAUGGAAAUGGUCUGAGUGCCUGUGUGUUCUGUGUGCAUCGCUUGCACUUCUGCGAAUGUUCACAGAGAGAGUACUGUGUUCUAAGGAGUACUAUGGCUCACAGUAUGAGUGGCGUGGUUGGCAUGUUGUUCCCCAUUCCACUUAUUUGGCGAGCAGUGGUGCGUUUGCAUGUGUGAGCAUCACAGUGACCAUGUUUGCGUGCAAGACAAUAGCAGCACCAAUCAAACAUGUUGCAAUACUGCAGGCGCAGGACUGUCCACGAGAAAAGUGGGUCACGUGAUGGGAAACGCUCAGUUCAUUUGAUUUGAAAGGUAAAUGCUGCAAUUACAGUGUUCAGUGGUGCCACCGUCCUUUUGCAGAUCGGGGCAGUCUUAUGAUAAUAUUGGGUUCUGUCACGUAGGGUGGCUACAGUGCGUACAUGAACCCCUGUAUGGCAGCACUCCACUGUGAGCGAGAAUGAGAGUGCACGCUGAUACGCCGCCAUCUAGAAUUGCCGUAGUAAGAAGCAACAGGAAAUAGCGCUGCACUUUUACUCUCGGGAGUGCUAGUGACUUAUUUCCCAACCUGUCAAUUUUGUAAAACAAGAAAAAAAUGAUGGUUGUGAUGCAGGUUACAUCGCAUGUAGCUUAGUUAGUCACCCUCCUUUCUGAGUAUGGCAUUUAUGUAUGCUCUGUAGAGUUCCCAUCUUCCAUGAGUAGUAGCAGCAGCAUUUUGCUCACAGUUCUUUUAAACUUUAUUGUUAUCUUUUCUUCACUCAGUUGUGAUGCGAGGUCUGCGCUGCCUGUGUGGCACAGGUGUGUGGGUGAUUUGUACAUAUGUGUACGCCAGAACGUGUCGGUUUCUCUCAAACUCUUUCUCUCUCUCGUUCUUUCUCUAGCUCUGGCGCUCUUUCUCUGCAGUUUUCUUUCCCCAGUAGUGUUCGAACUACUAAGAGACUUCCUUUCCCACCCUCUUGUAAAACGUGCAACGUUUGAGGUUUUCUACUCAUACUCUCUUUCGAUGAGAAAAAAGGCAGGUAUAUAUAUAUAUAUAAAUAUAUACAUACAGGCGAGUGCUGAUACUAAUUGAGAUCUGUGUGGAUGAAGAGCGUAUGCUCCUUGCUUGCACACCUGAGCGUGCUUUGUCAGGAAAUGUGCUUUGCUCUUUUUUUUUUCUUGAACAAAGCGUUUUCAUAAUGAAGGCUCCUGCAAGGAAACUGCGUAUAUGUAUAUAGUACAUAUACAUGUAUGCGCGCAGUGUAAUGUAUAAAUAUGAAACAAAACCUUUACGGCAGUUUGUAAAUAAAGACAUUGCCAAACA
Messenger RNA from Dermacentor andersoni, 11501 nucleotides. It is a transcript of the gene Ca-beta, whose product is annotated as Calcium channel protein beta subunit. Gene Ontology annotation, cellular component: voltage-gated calcium channel complex. Gene Ontology annotation, biological process: calcium ion transmembrane transport. Gene Ontology annotation, molecular function: protein binding; voltage-gated calcium channel activity. The record is from RefSeq and is a predicted model, not a curated record. NCBI's taxonomy places the organism in Eukaryota, Metazoa, Arthropoda, Arachnida, Ixodida, Ixodidae.